CGUUUGCGUGGUGUCGUCAUGUCUGAGAUCGCUCCUGCUCCCGCCGCCGAGGCAGCGCCGGCAGCCGCGGGUCCUGUUGCCAAAGCUGCCGCGAAGAAGCCGAAGAAGGCGGCAGGCGGCUCCAAAGCUCGGAAGCCCGCGGGCCCCAGCGUCACCGAGCUGAUCAUCAAGGCUGUCUCCGCCUCCAAGGAGCGCAAGGGGCUCUCCCUCGCCGCGCUCAAGAAGGCGCUGGCCGCUGGCGGUUAUGAUGUGGAAAAGAACAACAGCCGCAUCAAGCUGGGGCUCAAGAGCCUCGUUACCAAAGGCACCCUGGUGCAGACCAAGGGCACGGGUGCCUCUGGUUCUUUCCGGCUGAGUAAGAAGCCGGGAGAGGUGAAAGAAAAAGCCCCCAAGAAGCGGGCAGCUGUUGCUAAGUCUAAGAAGCCGGUGGCCAGGAAGCCCGCCAGCGCCGCCAAGAAGCCCAAGAAGGCGGUGGCAGCGAAGAAGAGCCCCAAGAAAGCUAAGAAGUCGACGGUUGCUGUGGUCAAGAAGGCGACUAAGAGCCCCAAGAAGGCGAUUAAGGCUGCCAAGCCGAGGAAGGCGGCAGCAGCAGCAGCGAAGAGCCCGGCCAAGGCGAAGACGGUGAAGCCUAAAGCUGCUAAGCCGAAGGCGGCCAAGCCAAAAGCAGCCAAGGCGAAGAGGGCGGUGUCCAAGAAGAAGUAAGUCCCUGUGGAAGAAAGUUCCUGCCCUGCAUUAAACCCAACGGCUCUUUUAAGAGCCACCCACGUUUUCUGAAAAAGGGCUGAAAUGCAGAGCAUUAAAAGAUACUUGGUAAACGGUAAAA
Molecule: messenger RNA, 823 nt
Organism: Strigops habroptila (Kakapo)
Lineage: Eukaryota; Metazoa; Chordata; Aves; Psittaciformes; Psittacidae
Product: histone H1.11L-like
Exons: 1
Coding region: 19-702 (227 amino acids)
Biological process (GO): nucleosome assembly
Cellular component (GO): nucleosome
Molecular function (GO): DNA binding; structural constituent of chromatin
Source: RefSeq, a predicted model, not a curated record